Messenger RNA from Oxyura jamaicensis (ruddy duck), 1244 nucleotides. RefSeq names its product chromosome Z C9orf24 homolog (gene SPMIP6). The record is from RefSeq and is a predicted model, not a curated record. The coding region runs from base 1 to 885 and encodes 294 amino acids. The transcript has 7 exons. Gene Ontology annotation, cellular component: perinuclear region of cytoplasm; manchette. Gene Ontology annotation, molecular function: alpha-tubulin binding. Lineage: Eukaryota; Metazoa; Chordata; Aves; Anseriformes; Anatidae.
AUGUUCCUCUUCGCCCAAAAACACAAGACCCCCAUCAGCACCUACACCGACUCCUACCGGCCGCCGUGCACCAUGAAGAAGUCGAUUCAUGAGAAGGCCCCGCUGCAGCUAUGGAAAGAAAACAAAUUUGUGACCCAGGGAUUAGCAGUGCCCCAGGAGCAAAAUCCAGCAAGCCAAGGUCAGUCCGAGAAGCUGAUUAAGGCAGUGAUGCAGGAGUACCUGUACAGGAACGCCAUCGACCCCACCGCCUACUGGCCUGAGAAGUACUGGCUGACCAGGCCUGAAGAGAAGUACAACCCGAUUUUUGUCAAUGAGGACAAAUACAUCACCUGGAGAGCAGGUCCCUACAACAGCGCAGCCUGGAACAAGUACAGCACCUACCUCCCCCUCCCACCCAAGGAGAAGAGGAUGGAGACCUACCUGCACAGCAUACCCGUGCCAUACCCUCCGAAACCUGCCUGCCUCAACCAAUACGAGCGGGAGGUGGUUGCCGACAUGCUGCGCAGGCAGUCGCGGCUUUCGCCGCCAUCCCUGCAGCCCGUGUACACCAUGUCGGGGAGGAGACCCUUCCAGGGCUACUACAGCCCCUGCUCCGGGCGCCACUACUGCCUGCGAGGGAUGGACUACUACGUUGAUGGGGACCCUGCCAUCAGGAGGCAUCUCCAUACCCUAGCAGAGAGGACUGUAAGGAGCAUCCCCUGCUGCAAUUACAGCCCCACAGCGACGCUCUGUGCACCUUCACAUCACCUCCAGCCAUCAUACCCAUACUCGAGCCCUAGGUGGGACACGAGCCACUUCAAGAGGAUGGGAGGAGUCCAGCGAGGCAGCUACAUCAUCCACCCCGAGUUUUCCUCGGAAGCUUGUUCUGCACGGGAGUGCUGGUGAAGAGCAAAGGUGGGCUUUCAUUAAAACCACUUUGGGCAAACCACUCCUGUCAGCUCCUUUCUUACAGCCUUGGGAUGGUCUCUGGAGAGGGGAGAUGGGUUAAAAUCCAGCAGCUGCUGCCUUGGGGUACACUGGAACAGAUCUGGAGGGGCCGGUGCCCAAACCAAAGCAUGCGCGGAGAAGCUCUGGGAGCGCAGUGACUCCACCAGAAGGAGAAGCAGCAGCUGCCCAUACAGGGGUCUCGGAUGUGUUGUUUGCUGUCACCAAAGCACCCCCACAUGGCCACCAGUCCACUGGGACCCCCGGCACGGGGCUAAGCGAGGAGGGGGGAACUGCAAGGGGAGUGUCAGUAAUGACUG